ACAAUGGUGGAAUGCAGAGAUUUGUAAGGAAAGCCAACCUUACACCCGUCCCUAAUACAUUCGAUUUAGUUUUAAAUAGUGUCUAUAUUGCGCCCAAUCAUGGCCAAUAAUAAUAUCAUCUUUACACCCUUUUUACCACUGAAGAAGAAACCCGAUCGAGAUUCUGAGUGGAGAAAAUUAAAGGACAAAUCCAGAAAUCGGAUUAAUAUCGGAGAAGCUUUUACCAGAUGGAGGAACCUCAAGGAGGGGAAAUCUAUGCCUACAGAUGCCGAAGUGGCUUUGUUUUUGCUUGACAGGUUAGCUGCCCCCCCUCCAAAACCUGCUGCCCCCCCUCCCUCCCCAGAAGAUAUCAUCGUGAACAUCGACUGCCUGCUGCAGCUGUUUCAGCGGUGUGAGCAGUGCAGGCGUGAGAGUGUGAUCCAGACGCAGGGAGACAGGACAUGCCUCUCUGUGACCCAACACUGCCAGAGCUGCAACCACCGCAGGACAUGGGCAAGCAACACAUCUACUGUCCAGACAAUGCACAGAGGAAAUGGGGACGAGCCACAUAAUAUUCAGGUUGACAUGCAGGUGGCCCUGCCGUCUGAGAACCAAGAUGGGGACUUGCCAUCCGAGGACAGAGAUGAGGCUCUGGAUCUGACUGGCUCUUUGGAGAUGGAGGUGACUGUAGACCAGCCACCAAGACCAGGAGGAAGUGGCAUGUCCCUGGUGAGGUGGAAAAAUGAAGGGAACAAAGGAACAGAGGAGAGAAAGAAAGUGACUAAGGUGGUGUUGGACAGUGAGAUGGACUGUGCACAAAGCCAGGAGGACAGUGGCCUGUCCUCACAGGAGAAUGAGGAAGGAGAGGAGAGAAAGGGAAAGUUCCUAGGUGGUGAACAACAGAAGAAUGGUGCUGAGCAGCAGGCCUCUAUUGAAGUGGCAAUAUACUCUAUAGAGCCUGAGGACUCUGAAAGCCCAACCUCUCAGAUAGACAGAGGAGAGAAGACUGAGGUAGCUGCAGAUGGGUGUGAGGGGGAGGGUGAUGUGUGUGAGAUGGAGGGUGAAGAGACAGAUGAGGAAGAUAGACAGACAGAGAGUGACUCUGAAUUUGACCCAGAAGCUGAGGAAGAGGGACUGAGAGAGAGUGACUCUGAAUUUGACCCAGAAGAGGAGAAACCAACGAGUAGUACAGGGAGAGGGAGGGGAAGGGGGAAAAGGGGAAGGGGAUGGGGAAGGGGGAAAGGGAGAUGCAGAGGAAGGCAAUUGCAGCAGCCUACAGGAGGGACUGGUUUGGAUGAGUCUGCUGAAGACUCUGAUGGAUCACCUUCAUCAUCAUCCCAGAGAGACCAGAAGGACCAGGAGUCGUUCAGCGGUGCUGCUGGAGAACUGGACUCCGGGGAUCUUGCCAGCAUCCGGCAGAAAUUCAAAUACUCUAAAAAACACCACAUGGUCCUCUGUCCUGAAUGUGGCGUCCUGUACACCACCAGGCUGAAACACCAUAAGUGUGAACACAAGUUCAUGGUCCGCUGUCCAGACUGUGGGCAGGGUUGUGCGAGUGAACUGGGCCUCAAGCAGCACCGGAGGCUACACCGUCAGGACCUUAAGUUUCCCUGUAAGUUCUGCCUCCAAUCCUUCAGGACGCGGCCGGACAAGCUGACCCACGAGAAGACCCACAGAUUCAAAAGAUUAAAAGGUCACAGAUGCUACAGCUGCUCAGAGUGCCCACUGAGCUUUGACAACAUCCUCAUACGGAAUCGCCAUCUCAGAGAGCACGAGUCCAAGAGACACAUCUGUCACACAUGUUACAAGGAAUUCAACAAAGGUCACCUCCUGGAGAGGCAUGCACUGUCCCACAGUGACGACAAGCCCUUCAAGUGCCAGGUGUGCCAGCGUGCCUUUGCCCAGCUCAGCCAGCUGAAGUCCCACCUGCGUGUCCACACUGGGGAGAGGCCCUUCCAAUGCCAGCGCUGUGACAAGAGCUUCAACCACAACGUCAGCCUCAAGAACCACGUCAGACGCUACCACAGCCCAGACUCAGGGCUGGACCCUGAUGGAGGCACAGAAGUUGGGGGACAGGGGGGGAGGAGGGAAACAGAUGUCAGGACUGGGCAGGAGGGAGGGGAGGUGAGACUGAGGAAGCCCCGGCAGCAGGUAGAGCUUACCUUUAUGACUGAGUGGGAGAUGUGGGCAGGAGGAGAGGGAGCAAAGAGAGUGGAGGAGAAACCGAGGAAGAGGAAACGCCAGUGCAAUGAUGAUCCUGAAGAGGAGGAGGAGAGGCAGCGAGAGAGUGACUCUGACUUUGACCCAGAGGCGGAGAAGAAGAUGGGGAGUAGUAAAGGGAGGGGGCCAGGGAGAGGAGGGGGGAGAGGAAGUGGAGGGAGUCACUAGCAGAGGCCUACAGGAGAGACUUCUGCAGGCACUGUUGUUGGAGAGAUGGGGGGACAGAGAGACAAAGGCUGUAUUCAUUAGUGCACACUGUACCAAAACAUUUUGUAACCGAAAAUGAAAACAAGUGUUUGUUAUUGGACAAGUUCAGGUACUGCCUUGCCGUUUUGGCCCAUUUGCUUCUGAUUUGUUCUUAGUGAAUAUGACUUUUUUUUAAAAUUGAACCUUUAUUUAACUAGGCAAGUCAGUUAAGAACAAAUUCUUAUUUACAAUGACGGCCUACCCCAGCCAAACCCUAACGACACUGUGGGACUCCCAAUCAUGGCCGGUUGUGAUACAGCCUGGAAUCGAACCAGGGUCUGUAGUGACACCUCUAGCACUGAGAUGCAGUGCCUUAGACUGCUGCUUCACUCGGGAGUCCCAAGACUAACAGCAGGAAACAUCUCCUGGCACUAGAAUUUGUUAUCCUCAUUUUCUGUCUUUGAAUUUAGAAUGUUUUUGGAUUCCUAGAACCUGAUUGAAGAAUCUAAAAUAUAUUUAGAUUUGUUCAACUCUUCUUUUGGUUACUACAUGAUUCCAUAUGUGUUAUUUCAUAGUUUUGAUGUCUACACUAUUCUACAAUGUAGAAAAUUGUGCAAAUAAAGAAAAACCCUUGAAUUAGUAGUUGUGUCCCAACUUUUGAGUGGUACUGUACAGUAUCAGUCAGAUGUUUGGAAACACCUACACAUUGCACAUUAAAUGUGUAACGUUGCCCUAAACUGCCGUUUCUGUACUCUAUAUGGUGUCAUGAUUAUCACUAAUCACACCUAGUUUGUGAUGUUUCAUAUACGCUAAUGGCAGGUAAUGCACCAGAAUCUAGUUUUGAAUGCACCAGUAUCAGAUUUUUCAACCCAGGUACUAGCAACAUAUGGGCCUCGGAAAUACUGCUCCCCAGCUUAACACUUUGAUCAUUAUUAAAUAUCAUAUUCCAUUAAUGUAAAGAUAAAAAUAUAUAUAAGAGAAGUCUCAGUUGGAGUUAGAUAUCCAUGGAAGAAUGAAUAAGCAAAGUCGUGUGAAGUGUAAGAAGAUCACCAUUUAACGCAUUCACAGUGUCUUUUCUGGGCCUUGGCAGUCAGAUUACUGGGGAAAUGUCAUGAGCAGUGCUACGUACACCAUGAUAGGCUGACCACACCGCUCGCGUUGCAAAAUACAUUUAGAAAUCUCUGUUAUGCAAUUAUUGCACCCACACUGCUCG
Molecule: messenger RNA, 3598 nt
Organism: Oncorhynchus tshawytscha (Chinook salmon)
Lineage: Eukaryota; Metazoa; Chordata; Actinopteri; Salmoniformes; Salmonidae
Product: zinc finger and BTB domain-containing protein 17
Exons: 4
Coding region: 100-2367 (755 amino acids)
Biological process (GO): regulation of DNA-templated transcription
Molecular function (GO): DNA-binding transcription factor activity, RNA polymerase II-specific; RNA polymerase II cis-regulatory region sequence-specific DNA binding
Source: RefSeq, a predicted model, not a curated record